AGAUGGAGACUUGAUGAGAAUAAUGAGAAAAUACUUCACAAUAAGAAGAUUAAAGGUUCGAACUUCCUUGAUAUGACAAAGACUAAGAAAGAGUUAGGUGAGAUGUUAUGCAAGUAUAAGAUCGAUAGCAAUAAAAUAACAAAAAUUCCACCCUUUGAGCCAGAGUCUGUGAAAAUUGACGAUGAAAUGAGAAGCUGGAGCAGUUUAACAACAGGCAGAAAUAAGGCUAUACAUUGCGAGUAUAUUUCUUUAAUAUUAUAUGUAUCCAUCUAUAUCACUAAAAGAAUCACUAAGAAAGGAAUUACCAUGGACUUCCAGUUUGAAGUUAUAGGCGAAGAAGUAUCUAGCUGA
Funneliformis caledonium is the source of this 351-nucleotide messenger RNA. NCBI's taxonomy places the organism in Eukaryota, Fungi, Glomeromycota, Glomeromycetes, Glomerales, Glomeraceae. The record is from the annotation of a GenBank genome assembly.